AUGGCUGCUCAGUCGAAGAACAAGGAAGCAACAGAACUGCCAGCAAGAUUGUCAGAAGAAGUGGAAGCUGAUACUGAAAUUCUGAAAGUGUUGAAGCAGUUGAGAGAUGGCCAACAUCUAAUUGUGGGCUUGCUAACUCAGAAGCUCAAUCCGUAUGAUGAUAUUCUCCAGCUUUCUCAAAAACUGUGGAACAGCGAGGUAGAGGUUUGGUCAGGAACAGAAAGAAGAUGGCAUACCGAGAAACCGCAAGAAGCAGUUAUUGGUAAAGAGUUCUUGAAUUAUCUUGUACCAAGCGGAAUAACCUUGGAGAAAGAUCGGCAUUCAGGCGGAGUCGUCAUUGGAUCAGUCCAAAACCUUUUGAUGGCCCGUGAAGCUCUCAUGAAGGGUGGAACAGAUUUGUUCUCGACUGACGAUCAGACCCGAAUCAGUAUGGAAAACCUCAAAAAUAAAAUAUCUCCAGGCCUAAACGGUGACUUAUGGCCCAAAAUCUGGCAGCCGCUGCGAAUCAGAGACUACGACAACUGCACAGGGGUCUAUUAUGCCAUUCCACGGUCUUUUGAUGACCCGUUCUACUAUAUUCUGGAUGAUCGAGCAGAGGUCCCCUGCGGCGAGCUCGAGGUGCGAUGCCGCCAAGGGUGCACACAACAAGGAGAGUACUGGUACUGA
This is a messenger RNA of Pochonia chlamydosporia 170, 666 nucleotides long. RefSeq lists its product as hypothetical. The transcript has a single exon. The coding region runs from base 1 to 666 and encodes 221 amino acids. The record is from RefSeq and is a predicted model, not a curated record. NCBI's taxonomy places the organism in Eukaryota, Fungi, Ascomycota, Sordariomycetes, Hypocreales, Clavicipitaceae.